This is a messenger RNA of Hyaloscypha bicolor E, 1830 nucleotides long. RefSeq lists its product as uncharacterized. The transcript is spliced from 4 exons. The record is from RefSeq and is a predicted model, not a curated record. NCBI's taxonomy places the organism in Eukaryota, Fungi, Ascomycota, Leotiomycetes, Helotiales, Hyaloscyphaceae. The coding region runs from base 23 to 1684 and encodes 553 amino acids.
UAACGAUCAUCAAGUAUUGACGAUGAGUUUCUCGCAGCUCUUUAUAUUUGUGUUGUUCAGGCUCAUUAUCAGUCAUCAUACGUUUGUGACUGCAGACUGCGUUGACACUUCGCCGAAACCAUUCCGCAUCCCUCUUGCUAAUUGCACCAUCGCACCGAGUUUAAAUUUCCCAAGUGGCGUCGAGUCGUGGGGAGUCAAACUCAGCAUUGCAAGCCAACAAUUAUGUGCAGUCCCGUCUUUAGUGGUCAACAACACUGUCAUUACCGAGACCGAAAUUUGCAUCGCAGAUCAUACCAGCAACUUUGCCCAAUGCAUCUCACGUCGAGGAGGAACUUUCAAUUUUGACGUGUCCACUUCCUCCUACAGCAACGUUUCUGUACAGUCCCUAUCUUCCGACCCUGAGUGGGACUCAUUUAACCCCUCCUUUGGGGGAGCAGUAAACGCAACUAUUCAAUUUGCCUCCGCAUCGCUUCAACAUUUCCUAAUAGCAAUAGCGUUGCAAGGUCAGAAUCUCAAUGCAAACCAACUAGGACUUGCCAAUAACUCAGUUCUGCUGCAUUCACUUGUUUUUGCUGGAAAGUUAGUAUCACUGAGCUUCGGACUUUUCGCAGGCAGCCAGUCCAUCUCAACACCACGUGAUGGACAUAUUGUGUUUGGAGGCUAUGAUGCUGCUCUCAUCAACGGCCCGUUCAACAAUUACUCAAUGAGUAAUACUACGCUUGCUGGUAGUAGGGUCUGUUCUCUCGAGGUCAUUGUUACGCAGCUCACUCUACGACGUCCUGGAGUCACUACUGAUGUUCAGCUUCUUUCUGAUGGAACACUUAUGCCAUCUUGUAUUGAACCGUACGAUAAUCUAUUUCGGCUUCCGCCCAAUGAACUGGAAGGAUUUCAGAGAGCUACCAAUUGGAUCAACGAUACCACCAUGGUCCCACCCGACUUAUAUGUCGUGGAGCCUGGUCUCAACUACAACAACCCUUUCAAUGGCUCUCUGAUUUUCACCCUGCAAGAUGGCCUCGAAGUUGAGAUUCCUGCCUACGAAAUGGCAGGGCCGCUGCGAGGAAUUGACUCAAAUGGUCAACGAGUUUUAAACAACAACGUCACAACUGUGAACAUCUUCGACCUGAAGGCUCCACAAAAUACGGCAACCCUUGGAAAAGUUUUUCUCUCUCAGUUAUACCUAACGGUCGAUUAUCCCAAACAGCAGUUCCAGCUCGCACCUGUUGUCCCGGGGAAUGACUUGAGCUCAGACUUGAGACCAAUUGACUCUUCAGGCCCUGUCAAAUGUUCACCUGGUACUUCUAGGACAGGUACUGAAAUUGGAGUGAUAGUGGUAGGCAGCAUACUGGCAAUAAUUAUGAUUCUUGCCCUCAUUCUCUGGAUCUACAAAUGGCGGCCCUUGUUGAGGAGGUUGGGGGAGACCCCAUUGGUACAGGCUCCGCCAACAGUGGAGGAUAACUCGCUCGUAAUCUCAAGCUUGGAGGGGGGGAUGGAAGAACUACGGAAACGUGUAAAAGAACUGGAAGAAGGUCACGUGAGAAGACAUGAGUUGGAGACUACCCCUAGUCGAGAUACAGGACCCUCGGCAUAUCGUCCGUGGGGAUCGGUUGCUUCGGUUGAACUGCAUUCUCCUACUGAACGCGAAAGACUUUCAAGUAUUCCAGACGGAGUGGGACUGCAGAGCUAGCAUGAUCAAUUUUCCAGUUUGACCACUUUGUUCCGACCCUUAGUCGACGAGAUGCAGCAAAAAGCCCUGAUCUCACCCUUUUACCAUAAUAACUGCUGCCUAUACUAGCGAGUCUAGAGUGACGAAGGAGAGGGAGAGAAAGCAAG